Mixia osmundae IAM 14324 is the source of this 1254-nucleotide messenger RNA. RefSeq lists its product as uncharacterized. The coding region runs from base 1 to 1254 and encodes 417 amino acids. The record is from RefSeq and is a predicted model, not a curated record. The transcript has 3 exons. Lineage: Eukaryota; Fungi; Basidiomycota; Mixiomycetes; Mixiales; Mixiaceae.
AUGAGCUCCCUAUCAAGCUCGCAAGUCCUCCCCGGGAGCAGAACAGUGAUCACCUCGACUCGCCACUUUGACCUGGCAAAGUAUUCGAGGGCUGUCUUCGCACAUGGGGGCCCUUUGACCAAUGUAAACUCUCAGCCCGACCGACAGAGCAUCACAUGGCAGCACUUCACACAACCCCGGCUCGUUCUUCUUCUCGAGACGACGACGACAACGACCACUUCUUCCUCGUCUAGAUCGUCCGGCAGCUCGCAGAAUGGCAGAUCCAACCGACGAACGAGGCAGGACGAGCAGACGUCUGACAGUCAGACCUUGCAGAUCGCUCUUCGGGUAGUCUGGCAUACCCGUCUUGAGCUGCCGUCGGUAAGUCAGAUGAGGGCUACUGCAUCCCAGAAGCCCUCGGCCGAUGAAGCGAUCAUGGAACAGCUUCAGCUCAACUCGUCGACACAGUCCGGCACCGACAGUGACAUUGUCAAGGUCGUCUGGAAGGCAGCAACGGUCGCUUUUCGAUACAGCCCAUCUUCGCAACUCACCACGUCCGAACCGCCUUUGCAGGGAGGCCGUUUUCAAGUGCGCCUCGCUGAUGCCGGUGCUGCGCAGGAAUUGAUCAGCCUGCUCGCCAGCGUAUGCCAAGUCAAACAACAGGCCGCAAUCGCAUCGACUCUACCUGCACGGAACGCCGGCUCUGCUGCUGCUGGUCCUGCUGCACUGUCACCCUCAAAGCCGAUGCAGCAUGAUCUUAUCGAAUCUCGUCACUUUGUGAGAGUGGACGAAGACAAAUCUUCACAGCCGCAUCAGUUGCGGCCACUUCGACACUUAGAUCCCCUACAGCUGCAUUCGCCAGAUGACCAUGGCGAUAUGGCACAGUCUGCCCAUCCUCUGCCUGCUCGAUCUACACGCAAGCGCGUCCUCACCACCAACAUUGUUCCAUCGACUGCAGUGCGACAUCGCCAAAGCCCCGUCCAAGCUUUUGCGCAAGAUCCAAUCGCUCGCCCUCGGGUCAAGCGAAAUAGAAGACGGUUGUCGUCCGACAGUCCAACCGAAGAGCGCGCAGCGCUGUCAUGCACUGCGCUGAAGCUCCCAUUGGCUUCGCCAAACACAGUAUCGGUCGUGAGAACAGCGGAACGCAGCACACAGACAGAAACGCCCAUUGAUCAGCAGCUGGGACAAGUGCUCGUGUCGAAGCUCAAGUCGGACAAGUCUUUCCUAGCAAUCCUGCGCCGGCUGUGCUGCGAUAAACUUGCGGAUGCCUCAUGA